UACAUUUUUGUACACGCUAACUGACGUUUGUCGUCACCAAUGGGAAUCAACCAUUUGAGAAGCCCUGCCCCAUCUUCAAUAAACGCAGGUAAGAUUUACAAAAAUAAUUAAAACGAAGUUUUCAUCAAAAUCAAACAAAUUUUAUUAUGAAUACAUAAAAUAUUCAGUACAUUGUAAAUUGUCAUUAUGUUACAAAACAUAACGUAAAAGAAUGUAGAAUAUAAAAAGUAAAGAAGUCAAUUUUGCACAAGCUGAAUGGAGUCUGUCAUAACCAAUAGGAAUCGACCGUUCGGAGAAGCCCCGCCCCUUUCCAAACUAACAUGGCGGCUGCUACAUUCAUUCCUGCGUACUAGUUACCGUGGCAGUGUGCGGUUUAGGACACAACCAACCGCUAAAGAAGGGAACUUUCUGUCGUACAGAGGGUGGCGAAAAUGCGUGUGCUGAGCUCCGUGCUUCCCCCGCGGGUCCGAGCCUCUCUCCUCGCCCUGAACAGGACGGCUUCAUCAGGGAGCAUGCAGAUAACAGAAUCGCUAAACUUCUGGGGCGGAAACAGAGUCAGUCUCGAGGGUGAGAUCGGAUCAGAGCCGGUCUACGAGCCUGCGACAGGUCGCGUGUUAUGCCAGCUGCAGCCUUGCCGAGCAGCGCAGGUCGACGAGGCCAUAAACAGUGCCCGCUCCGCUUUCACACACUGGAGUAAGAUGGCUGGGAUGGAGCGAGCCAGGAUCAUGCUGGAGGCAGCACGACUCAUCCAGAAAAGAAGGGAAGAGAUCGCUGAGGUGGAGGUGGUCAACAACGGCAAGUCGAUCACCGAGGCGCGGCUGGACGUGGACUCUGCCCGGCUUUGUAUCGAGUACUUUGCGGGUCUCGCCACGACUAUGGCAGGGCAGCAUGUGCAGCUAGCAGGAGGAUCGUUUGCUUAUACACGCCGGGAACCGUUGGGAGUGUGCGUGGGAAUCGGAGCUUGGAAUUACCCGUUCCAGAUCGCGGCGUGGAAAUCGGCGCCGUCUCUCGCCUGCGGGAACUCGAUGGUGUUCAAGCCGUCCCCGGUGACCCCGGUGAGUGCGGUGCUGCUGGCGGAGAUCUAUGCGCAGGCUGGCGUUCCUGACGGUCUGUUUAGUGUAGUGCAGGGCGCUCAGGAGACGGGUGCUCUGCUGUGCUUACACCGUGCCGUGGCCAAGGUCUCCUUCACCGGGAGUGUGCAAACCGGCAAGAAGAUAAUGGAAAUGGCGUCCAGAGGCGUGAAGCCGGUGACCCUGGAGCUCGGUGGCAAAUCUCCACUGAUCAUCUUUGAGGAUUGUAACCUCGAGAACGCAAUCAGGGGAGCGCUUAUGGCCAACUUCCUUUCUCAGGGCCAGGUGUGCAGUAACGGGACGCGGGUGUUCGUGCACAGGCCAAUCCUAGCCCAGUUUUUGGAGGAGGUGGUGAGGAGAACCGAAGCGAUCCGGAUUGGAGAUCCCCUGCUGGAGGACACGCGUAUGGGGGCGCUGGUCAGCCGGGAGCACUUACACAAAGUGCUGGGAUAUGUGGAACAAGCUAAGACGGAGGGAGCUCGAGUGCUGUGUGGAGGAGAGCCGUUCACACCGGCCGACCCUAAACUGAAACACGGGUAUUACAUGACUCCCUGUGUACUUGACGACUGCACAGAUGACAUGACGUGUGUCCGAGAGGAAAUCUUCGGGCCUGUGAUGUCGGUGUUGACCUUCGACACUGAGGACGAAGUUCUUCACAGGGCGAACGACACCGCCAUGGGCCUGGCCGCUGGAGUUUUCACCAAAGACAUUCAGAGAGCACAUCGAGCGAUUGAGAACCUGCAGGCUGGCUCUUGUUUCAUCAACAACUACAACAUCACGCCUGUGGAGGUGCCGUUUGGAGGCUAUAAAACUUCAGGUAUAGGAAGAGAGAACGGCCAGGUGACCAUUGAGUACUACUCUCAGCUCAAGACUGUAGUGGUUGAAAUGGGAGACGUGGACAGUCUCUUUUAAAGGACAGGACAAACAGAGAAUGUACAUGAGGUCGCAUUCUGAACUAACAAGUGACUUAUCAAAGCCUAAAGGACCCACGGUUCACGACAGCGAACAUGGAAACGUCGUAGCUUUGCAUUAUUGCUGCUUGGUAAUUCACUACCUUGUAUAAGGAACGGUCAUAUAAUCAGGUAAUAGCUAAUUAUACUGUAUGACCUGUAGGCCGUUUCAAUCGCUGGACACGCAACAUUAUGUUCUGGCGCUAAAAAGACGAUUUAUGAUCAUGUUUGGAACCGAACCAUGAGUGGUGUCAGUAUUGUUGAUCUACUCGCACGAUCAUCCGGCUCAAAGGUGUUCGCUGUUCAGAUAUCUUUAAAUGAAGAUUAACAAUUAAUCAGAUUAUUGUUCUUGAUAUGUAAUGCUGUCGAUUCUACAAAGUGCCUUAUUAUGAGGAGGGAUGGAACGAUACAGGGAGGAAAAAAGUCGAAUAUUUACUGGUUUUGUUCCGAUAUCUGCUUAUUACUACUAUAAACUAUUUAUAAGACCCAUUUGUAGAAAUACAAUUUUCUGUUAUUACUCAAAUAACUAAAUUUAAUGAUAAAGAAUUUCUUUUUAAAGAUUACCCUUUUCAUACUGUUAUACCAGUGUAUCGUCAUACAUACAGCAUUUUCCUUAUGUAUGACAUCAUUAUACCAAACAUACAGAUGUUACCUUUUCCUUCUACUCAGCAGGUCCAGCCUUUCUAAUAGUAAUGAUGAUAAUAAUAAUAAUAAAAAUAAUAAUAAUAAAUUCAAAUAAGCUACAUUAUGACGAAACAAAUGGAAAAUAAUGCAAGCUGCUUGAAUAGAG
Messenger RNA from Ictalurus furcatus (blue catfish), 2810 nucleotides. RefSeq names its product aldehyde dehydrogenase 9 family, member A1b (gene aldh9a1b). Gene Ontology annotation, molecular function: aminobutyraldehyde dehydrogenase (NAD+) activity; 4-trimethylammoniobutyraldehyde dehydrogenase (NAD+) activity. The transcript has 12 exons. The record is from RefSeq and is a predicted model, not a curated record. Lineage: Eukaryota; Metazoa; Chordata; Actinopteri; Siluriformes; Ictaluridae. The coding region runs from base 432 to 1982 and encodes 516 amino acids.